UUGGUGGUGUUUUGUUUCACGCACGCAAAAGCCUUGUUGGCCCGCAUUCGUUUGGCCAGAGGGACGACGGUGGAAAGUGUAGUUAACCCGUGCGCGGAACGAAUUAUGUGACGAGGGAAUUCCAUUCCUGAAAGGCGGCCACUAUUGCGAGCAGGUUUGUUUGCUUUGGGAGAGUCUGCCCGGCCCAACCUCCAAACGCUCCAAAGCAAAGGAACGUAAAUAUUCACGGCACGUGUACGCUAUCGUGUGUGUGUGCUUUACCGAGAACAACAAAUUCGUUGUUUUCCUUCCCGCGUGAAUUUAAACACAAUCGAUGCUACUGUGAGUGGUUCCCGUCGUGUGUCCCCGUCCGCGUCAUUCGAGAGCCAACCACCAUGAGGAACUACGUGCCAGACAUCAUCAUUCUGUUCAUCAUCAUCGUAACGAUUACCGUCGUCCGGCUGGUAUCGCAAAUACUGCACGAAACGCUUGCCGAUGGACCGCCGGAACUGGUGCUGCCGCCACCGGCCGAAGGGGCCGCACCGAGGCCCGAACUGUCCCUCAGCCAGCUGAUCGAUCAAAAAUCGAAAGAGUACUCGUGGCUGCUGCGCCUGCUCGUCAACCUGUUCGGCUACUUCUGCAUCUUCAUCCCGGGCGUGCUGAUCUACAAGUAUGCCAAGCGCACCAAGUACAUGGAACGUUCGGACCGUUCCCAUCUGUCCGCGCUGGUAAAGUUUUGCUACUCCGGCACGGGCACGGACGGGUUGGACCGGCCGCUGGAUGGCCCGGCCGGGGCUGGUAAGGGAGCGACCGGCAGCAAGCGCACCACGGCCCAGGAGUGUGCCCUGCUCUGCUACUGUCUGGUGGGGCUGAUGGGUUCCUACCUUACCUGGGGCGUGCUGCAGGAGAAAAUAAUGACCCAAGAGUACGAGGGGCCGGAGAAGCGCAAAUCGCACUUCAAAGACUCCCAGUUUCUGGUGUUCUCGAACCGUGUGCUCGGCUUCCUGAUAACGGCAGUGUAUCUCGUGGCGAAGCGCCAGUUCCGGCACCGUGCCCCACUGUACAAGUAUUCGUUCGCGUCGUUUUCCAACAUCAUGAGCGCCUGGUUCCAGUACGAGGCACUGAAGUUCGUCAACUUUCCCACCCAGGUGUUGGCGAAAUCGUGCAAAAUCAUCCCGGUGAUGAUCAUGGGCAAGAUCAUAUCGCGCAACAAGUACGAGUUUUACGAGUACCUGACCGCGGUCAUGAUCUCCGUCGGUAUGAUCUUCUUCCUGACCGGCUCGACCGACGAGUCGAAAGCGUCCGCCAUGACCACGCUGACCGGCGUGCUGCUGCUCACGUUCUACAUGAUCUUCGACAGCUUCACCUCGAACUGGCAGGGCGAGCUGUUCAAAUCCUACUCGAUGAGCUCGAUACAGAUGAUGUGCGGGGUGAACCUGUUCAGCACACUGUUCACCGGGGCGUCGCUCGCGAUGCAGGGCGGCUUCUACAGCUCGCUCGUGUUUGCCGUCGACCAUCCGAAGUUUGUGGUCGACUGUGUGGUGCUGUCGAUCUCGUCCGCCAUCGGGCAGCUGUUCAUCUUCUACACGAUCGCUACGUUUGGGGCGGUCGUGUUCACGAUCAUCAUGACGCUCCGGCAGGCCGUUGCCAUACUGCUGUCCUGCCUGAUCUACCAGCACCGGAUCUCGUUCCUCGGCGUGGUCGGUGUGCUGAUCGUGUUUUUGGCCAUCUUUCUCCGGGUGUACUGCAACCAGCGGCUAAAAGCGAUCAAGCAACGGCACCAGAGCGCACAGGGCGGUGGUUCGGGCGGCAAACCGCGCAUCAACGUCUAGGGGGGCGUGCCCGUUUUACUUAAGCUAUAAGUAGCAGCAACAGUAACGGUAGCGGCGUUCAUAGUUCAUAGAUUUGCAUUUUACAAUUUUAGUCGUUCGAAUUUGUAGGCGAAAUAGUUGCACCGACGACAGUAGCCAGUUUCGCCUGUGAUCGCAGAAUCCAAUUUUCCGUUUCAUCCACCCAUAACCCCAGUUAGGAUAUAACGUUCCAAUCCCAGGGCAGCCAGCUGUCCUGGGUGUUUUAGUUUUAGCGAGAUAACAGAUGUUUUAUUUAUAACGACAUUUAGUGGACGCAUCGAGAGCGCAGAUGUGUCGCGAUUGCGGUUGUUUGAGACCGGCAGCGGACCGGGGGCGGAAGAGUAACCGAACCGAUCAACGAUCAACGCUUAAACGCUUGUUCUAACCAAAAAGAAAAAAAAGGUGUGACGAUCGAUCGACGAUUGUGAAUCGCGAUCGUAAUAUGUAUGUUUGUCCUGUGUGUAUGUGUACCGUUUGGAAAGGCGAUGAAAUAAAUUGGUGGAAACGAAA
Messenger RNA from Anopheles coluzzii, 2339 nucleotides. It is a transcript of the gene sll, whose product is annotated as adenosine 3'-phospho 5'-phosphosulfate transporter 1. The record is from RefSeq and is a predicted model, not a curated record. Gene Ontology annotation, cellular component: Golgi membrane; endoplasmic reticulum membrane. The coding region runs from base 375 to 1811 and encodes 478 amino acids. Gene Ontology annotation, molecular function: 3'-phosphoadenosine 5'-phosphosulfate transmembrane transporter activity. Gene Ontology annotation, biological process: transmembrane transport. The transcript is spliced from 2 exons. Lineage: Eukaryota; Metazoa; Arthropoda; Insecta; Diptera; Culicidae.